AGAAAAAAGAGGUGGGACGGCAGCGUGAAAAAUCAUUGGCAGGAGGAAGUCGUGUCGCACUGCUGUUGGAACGAAGCUCCUGCCCUUUGACUGUCCCACACUGAUUCUGCGUCGAUGGUCUGGAGAGUUAUCGUAGACAACGGCCCGGCAUGGAAUUCAGUCGCUUCAACGCCGCCUCGUGUUUGCAGUGGUUUGCUUGAUCCGACAGCGUGACUUCGUGGCCACGUGUUCCUCGUUCUGAAGACGAUACGGGCAGCAACCUCUGAAGUGAAAGCCUGCAUACGUCGCAGUAUACGCCUGCAGGAUCCUUGCAGAAGACGUUCGCCUUUCGACAUGUUUGUAAGCUGCAAGCUGGUCGUACCGGCGGUAAUGCUGUAUUUGGCGACAUUAAUUUGCCAUGCCUCCUGUGGAUCACUUGGUCGUAGCGACCCCACUCUGCCGCACGUUCGGGUUCGGAGAACGCUGUACGGAACUCCGGAAGAGAAGUUUUUCCAGCUCAUGGCCUACUACAGGCUCAAAGUAGCCGUGAAGAUGCAAAAGACUGAGUGUUACAAGAGGUCCUUCUGUCAGGUGGCGCGUGCCUUGGGUACGGGCUCCUCCAAAACAACCUUCGUCGGCAGAUUCAUGAGGGGCGUAGCGGAGUUGCCUGACUCCCUCUUAGGAGCACUUGGCAAAGGGUGGAUUGGCCAAGACUGCGCUCAGGCGUACAGGUCGUGCGACCGAGCCAAGGACUACGUCCGGCGCAUUGUGGAAGCCGUGAUAAACACUAAACAGAGCACAGAGUGACACCCUGCAAGGAGCAGCUCGUUAGAGACCUUUUAUUUACACAGUGGACGAGGUUUACACCUCAAGAAGGAGUAUUCUUCGGCGCCAUCAUUGCGGGUUUCGGCAGAAGUUGCGGACCUUCGAACGGACACCGGUGUUGAGAGAGCGUGCUCACUGUUCUUAUUAGGCAACGUCGAAGCAUGUUAAUAAAUCACAAUUGUGUAUAUCA
Molecule: messenger RNA, 994 nt
Organism: Dermacentor albipictus
Lineage: Eukaryota; Metazoa; Arthropoda; Arachnida; Ixodida; Ixodidae
Source: RefSeq, a predicted model, not a curated record